AUGUCGGUGUUUGAAGAAACCCGGCCCUUUGCUCAGCAGUUAUCCAAUGUCUACUUUACAAUACUUUCACUUUUUUGUUUUAAGCUUUUUGUGAAAAUCAGUCUGGCCAUCCUUAGCCAUUUCUAUAUUGUGAAAGGCAACCGCAAGGAAGCGGCUCGGAUAGCGGCAGAAUUUUACGCAGGACCCCAAGGACAAGGUUCCUGGGCAGACAGGUCACCACUCCAUGAAGCAGCCAGCCAAGGCCGUCUUCUCGCUCUGAGGACUUUGUUAUCACAGGGCUAUAAUGUAAAUGCAGUAACCAUAGACCAUGUCACACCAUUGCAUGAAGCCUGCCUUGGAGAUCAUGUGGCAUGUGCCAGAACUCUUCUAGAAGCUGGUGCUAAUGCAAAUGCAAUCACAAUAGAUGGUGUGACCCCUUUGUUCAAUGCUUGCUCACAAGGCAGUACAAGCUGUACAGAGCUACUUCUGGAAUAUGGUGCCAAAGCCCAGCUUGAAUCAUGUCUUCCUUCUCCCACACAUGAGGCUGCAAGUAAAGGUCACCAUGAGUGUCUGGAAAUAUUGAUAUCCUGGGGAAUAGAUGUCGACCAGGACAUCUGUCAUUUGGGGACUCCUCUAUAUGUAGCUUGUAUGUCACAACAGUUCCAUUGUGUCCGGAAGCUUCUAUAUGCUGGUGCGGAUGUACAAAAGGGAAAAUAUUGGGAUACUCCAUUACAUGCUGCUGCUCAACAAUCCAGUGAGGAAAUUAUAAACUUAUUGAUAGAAUUUGGAGCUGAUAUUAAUGCCAAAGAUUCAGAGGGCCGGCGACCUAUAGAUGUAGCUACAUCCAGCAGUUCAGUGGAACGAUUAUUGCUUCAACAUGAAGUAACACCCUGUUCGCUUUGCCAACUCUGUCGACUUUGUAUCCGAAGCUAUAUCGGAAGAUCAAGACUACACCUAAUUCCACAACUCCAGCUACCAACCUUACUGCACAAUUUCUUACAGUACCGAUAG
Messenger RNA from Suncus etruscus (white-toothed pygmy shrew), 990 nucleotides. RefSeq names its product ankyrin repeat and SOCS box containing 5 (gene ASB5). Gene Ontology annotation, biological process: protein ubiquitination; positive regulation of protein catabolic process; intracellular signal transduction. Lineage: Eukaryota; Metazoa; Chordata; Mammalia; Eulipotyphla; Soricidae. The coding region runs from base 1 to 990 and encodes 329 amino acids. The record is from RefSeq and is a predicted model, not a curated record. The transcript is spliced from 7 exons. Gene Ontology annotation, molecular function: protein binding.